Messenger RNA from Seriola dumerili (greater amberjack), 1594 nucleotides. RefSeq names its product podocalyxin like (gene podxl). Gene Ontology annotation, cellular component: microvillus membrane; apical plasma membrane. The record is from RefSeq and is a predicted model, not a curated record. Gene Ontology annotation, biological process: cell migration; negative regulation of cell-cell adhesion; positive regulation of cell-cell adhesion mediated by integrin. The coding region runs from base 37 to 1014 and encodes 325 amino acids. NCBI's taxonomy places the organism in Eukaryota, Metazoa, Chordata, Actinopteri, Carangiformes, Carangidae. The transcript is spliced from 7 exons.
GCAGCUACAGCAGCUACAGCAGCUACAGCAGCUACUAUGGCUACAACAGCUACAACAGCUACAACAGCAGGCAUCAGCGACAACUCAGUGAUAUCCUCCAAUUCUGCCAACGCACAGACACCUGAACCCUCCGUGCCCAGUAAAACCCCCGGGACUGAACCACCAACACUGACAGAUGUAAAUCCUCACCACACCAAGACAACCAAAAUCACAAAGGGCUCAACUGAUGUCACAGCAGGACAACAGCCCACGACUCACACCAGCGUCACCACCAAGAUGAAUGAAGGAGAUAUAGAGAAAACCACUGUGACAGUUACAAGAAGUGGGCAGACGGCAUCAGGGGCCCUAGAGCAAAGCAGGAGCACAGGGACCACCAGCAACCCCACCAUCCUGACCAAAACAAGUUCUCCUGUACCUGAGAACCAGACUGGAACCACAUCCCUGAAACCUACCAGCCCCACCACCAUCACAGGCACUCAGCGAAAGAGGUUGCAGUAUUCUCUAAACAGCCAACACGAGGAAGAUCAUGACAAAGAACUGGUGGAGGUGUGCAAACGGUUCAUGGUGAAUGUGCAAGAUGGAAACUGCACCCUGAUCUGGUGGCAGCAGAACGACAAAGUACACAUUUACUCUGUGGAGAUAAAUGGCAAAAUGAAAAACAACCUUGCAACCCAGUAUUAUGAAGAAAUCUCCAAGAAGAAAGCAACAGAUAAUAAAACCCUGAUCGCCAUCCUGGCCUCCUGUGGAGCUCUGCUCAUCAUGAUCGUCAUCCUUGCCGUCUGUGCCUCCCACCACCGUAAGCCGUACCACGAGAACCAGCAACACCUCACAGAGGAGCUGCACACGGUGGAGAAUGGCUACCAUGACAACCCCACUCUGGAGGUGAUGGAGGUGCAGCCGGAGAUGCAAGAGAAGAAAAUGGCGCUGAAUGGAGAGUUCAACGACAGCUGGAUAGUUCCCAUUGACAACCUGCUGAAGGAAGACAUACCUGAUGAGGAGGACACUCACCUGUAGACAGAACCAGGGACAAAGGAAAAGAAGAACAAGAAGAAGGAGGAGACAGCGACAGGACCUGGCAAGUUCAAGCCCAAACAAACAAAAGAAUCCACACUUCUUGCUCCAUGCCACACACCUGACCCUGGGAUCAUGUCCCUGUAGACUUUCUUACAUAGAAAUGCAUCCUGUAGAGCAACUAAGCCACCACUUUAAUGCUGUUGACCUGCUCUGUUUGAUGCAUUUCUGCUGCAUCUUGGCAUGAAACAGAAAUAAAGAUCAAAAGUCAAUCACUGUGAGGAUGAAGAACCAAUAAAAUCAGACACAGUGGCCUUGAAAAUGUAAUGUUUGAAAUCCACAAAGUGUAUAGGCUCAAUAGGCAACAGUGUCUGUACAGUAGACUAGUUCCCUGUUUUACACUUUUACUGUUUUACUGUUUUAUUUGAAGUGUUGAUCCAUAUAUUUGUGGUUUUAAGAACCAAAAACCAUCUCAAUAUAGUUUUGCAUCUGCUCUCUCAGGCUUCACUCUGGAGCUUUGGUAACAACAGGUCGGUGAGCCAAUCAGAAGAGAGGAGGCUCUGAGCCUCUCUUCUGAUUGGCU